Molecule: messenger RNA, 5054 nt
Organism: Salmo salar (Atlantic salmon)
Lineage: Eukaryota; Metazoa; Chordata; Actinopteri; Salmoniformes; Salmonidae
Gene: map3k19
Product: mitogen-activated protein kinase kinase kinase 19
Biological process (GO): protein phosphorylation
Molecular function (GO): protein binding; ATP binding; protein kinase activity
Source: RefSeq, a predicted model, not a curated record
GCGACACUGCACAGGGAAGGAGAGCAGACAUACACUGAAUAAGCUGUUUAAACUAGAAGGAAGUUUACUUAUAAAACAGCUGCUAUUAAAAUGCAGAACAUUAUAUUUGUUUGUCAAAGAACAUUGGAGUAAAUGUGAAGCAUGAAAAUUGGGCAAAGGAUUGAGGAAGAUAUUUCAAAGUCGGAGACCAAGAGUACUGAAGGACCCUUGUGGAUGAUGGAAAGUAGUGAGAGAAGGGGUCUGGGGGCUGGUAUUGAGCUGCUGAGGGGAGAGCUGGAGGUGGUAGGCCUGGGGCUGGAGGAGCUGGGAGAUUGUCCCUGGGAGGAGGUGGAUGUUCCCCGCAUGGAGGGGGGCUGUACUCCCCUUAUCACUGCCUGCCAGAGGGGCUUGACUGAGGUUGUACACUUCCUUCUGAAAAGAGGAGCCGAUGUGACUCUGUGCAACCAUAGCAACCAGACACCACUGCAUGUGAGUCUUCCAGUCCUCCAGGAGGUGCUGUUAUCAGCCAUGUUCAGGGCUCUGCCCCACCAGACCCAGCUCCUCCAGGCUGCCUGGCAGGGAGACCUCCACUCCCUGCAGCACCUCCUGGCCCAGACUGACCUAGUGGACGUGAACACUCAGAACCGCGACGGGCUGACCCCUCUAAUACUGGCUGUGAGGGACGUCGACCUGUUUGAGGAGCUGGACGUCCGGUUGCCAUGGGAAUACAGACCUGUGGAGGUGGUCAGGGAACUGCUGGCUCUCUCAGCUGACCUGGGGGUGUGUGAUGUCAACGGCUGUUCUGCUCUUCACUAUGCUGCUCAGAUAGAGAGCCCCCUGAAGGACGAACUCAUCUACAUGAUGGUUGAGUCCCUCAGACAGCCAGCGCCCACACCCCUGGACCUGCAGUGCUUCCACCCUGAUGAGCUGAGAGUAAACUCCCCCAGACCCUCUCCCUCUCUGACCGAUGAGCUGAGAGCAACAAACUCCCCAAGCUCCUCUCCCUAUCUGACCCAAAAUGUCCUCAUUCAGACUGCUGUCAGCACAGAGGAUUUGCUGGAGUCUCCAGAGUGCGUUCUUUUAUCCGACCAUCAUAAAGCCAUCAAUCAAGAUAAGGGGCUCUCCCUCUCCUUCCAGAGCGCCAUGGAUACUCUGAUGGACAUGAGGCAAGCCUACCAAGAUCUGGGGAAGGGUAGCAGUCAAGGUUCGUCUCUACCCAGUCUGUGGCUCAGAGCCAUACACUUAGACAAACUGGAUCCUACACCGGGGCUGUUGAAGACCACAGGAAGCUCCUCCUGCCUGCCUGUUCCCCCCAGGCUCAGAUGUGAAGCUGUGGCCCCCAGCCCGGUGACCCCUCACCCAGCCCAGCUGAGCCAAUCUGCCCCCGGUCUAUUGGAGCCUCUCCUGGACUCCAGCUCUCUGGUCCAGGCCCGAGUCCACAUCCAGAACAGGCUUGGGUGUGGUGAAACGGAGAAAAAAAGCAGUGGUCGAAAGGGCUCCUUCCCUGCCCUGCUUCCAGGCCCCAUCAGGACCCCCAAGCUGUUAGCCCCUCUGGAGGGGAGGCAUAGAAACGGAGGAGUGCUGCCCGGCCUGAAGCACCCUUCUCCCCUAAAGCCCAUCAGCCUCGUGCCCCUGAUGCCCCUGACCUCCAUGUCCUCCAUGACCUCCAGGCUGAGGAGGGAGAGGCUGGCCAGGACCAGGGUGAGCCCCAGAGGAUCCCCAGGCACCAGGGAGGGCAGCUUCAGUAGCCAAUCCUCCAUCGACCUGGAGGUAGAGGUGGAUGACAAUAAGAGAGACUUAAGAGACAUAAGUGAGACUACAGCAAAACAACACGCUGGAGAGACUUUUGAGGGAAGGUUGCAGUUGGAUCUAGACUCAUCUGGAAAGUUUCAUGUUGGAGAUUACAGUGAGGAGAACGCAGACCAUAGGAAUAGGGAGUCGACAAGACAUCAGGGUGCCUUUCCUAGGGAUAACAAGGAGGGAGUAUCUAUCAAAUCUGACCCUGGAGAGAGAGGGUACAAAGCAAUAAUUGAGUUGAGGCACCAACUUAACACCGAUUUGACGAAUUUCAAAGAUGUUAACAGCACUUCAUGCUCUGAGAGGGACUGUGAGGGUGAGGUUGUGGCAGUGGAAUGGACAAAGGUGAUGUGCUCAGGGGGUCUCUCAAAAGAGAUCACAAGUACUGAGCCAACUACCACAUGCCCCUUUGCAUCUAAAAAUGGAAACAAAGAUAUUCAAGUUGAUGACAAUGCAAACACUAGUGUUGUGGAUAACGCCAAGUAUCAAUGUCUUCCUUCUACUGUGAAUGUCACACUACCUGAAUUAAACCUUCCUACAGAGAAAAAGAUCAAACCUAUCAAGCCUGCCAAGAACAAAGAGAGAAGAGGCAGCACUAGUGUCCAAAUCAAUCAGUCUUUCAACGUCUUGGCACACAAAGAUCACAUUCGGGGGAACAGCAAGUCCAAAAGCAACCUGAGGACUUCACCCAUUCCUUCACAAGUCAAAGGCAAAGUCAGAAAACCUCCUGAUCUCAUCGUCAGUGGGAUAAUCUCUACAAAGACUGGUCAGAAAAGCACAGACUCAACCUCUGUCAGAACGAGGGUUACAGAGCCCGUACAGCCAAGCUGCAAAAGGCUAAACAACGACAAAAAGGCACUUAAAAUAAAAGUCCCUUGUCAGAAACAUAUUCAGCAGAGGGAACCGAAAAGUGCCAGACAAGCCAAGACUGGGUCACAACUGGGGACCCUGAGGGCCAAGUCAGCCGUGGACUACAUCACGUAUAGUGAUAUCUUCCAGGAAAUCAACACCGGGGAUGAGGGACCAGUCAUCUAUGAGAUGUUUGCCGGCCCGGUGUUUGACAACAUAAGAGUUUCCAGUUCAUGUGAGAGGACCAGACAGGUCCAGUCUGCCCCAUCUAGGAAGACCCAAACCCACAGGACCAAACACAAAUGCCCUAAACCAAUGGAGAGCAUAAGAGUGAGGCGAAGCCCAGUGGACAAGGCCAAGCAGAGGAAGAACAGGGCUAUUAGGCCUAUAUCCAGGGGAAAGUCGCAUCUGACGCCUAUCGCCAUCACGGAUGACAAAGACGACGUGGUGGUUAUUUCUGGGCUCGACUGGCAAAUCCACAUCCAGACUAAGACUGAGCUGGUCCUCGGUAAAUAUGGAGAAGAGACCGUCUCUCCCAGCACACCAGAGGUUCAGGAGGUGGACCAUAUGUUGUCACUGUCAGUGAUAGAAGAAGUGCUGUCUAUGUCCAGCCAUGCGCCAAACCCACUAAUCUCUCACCACCGGCCGAGAGACAAAACCUCUCCCAGUCAGACAAAGACUAAACUCACAUCUCAUUCUGACCCAGAUGAUGAUCACCUCCAUGUGCUGCACAAUAGGGGACCCAUGGGGAACAACAUGUCAGAAAAUGAGAAAAACAAGGCAAAUCACUUGGACCAUUCAUCCACCCCAUCCGAUUGCCCAGUGCAGCCUAAGAUCAACACCUGGACCUCAGGUAGCUGUGACAGCAGGACAGUGUCCCCUGUGUUCCAGAAGUUUCUGGAUGAUGUGGGGGAGGGACCACUGACCGAUGACCUGCUCCGUUGUCUGGCAGAAGAGCUGAUAUCACUGGAUGAGAGAGAUGGUGGAUGUCCAGAAAACAACUGUGACUCAGACCAGAGGGAAUUCAGAAACGAUUCUGAGCUGAGAUGUGAGAAGUCAUUACCGGGGGAUAUUACAUCACCUGGAGAAGUGCUCAGUGGGUCUGGGUUGGUAGUGGAUGAUGCCAUCACCUGGAGGAAAGGAGAAGUGCUGGGCAGAGGAGCUUAUGGAACUGUGUUCUGUGGACUGACCAGCCAAGGCCAGCUGAUAGCCGUAAAACAGGUGGCCCUGGACGCCUCAGACCUCGAAACCGCAGACAAGGAGUACAACCGCCUACAGGAGGAAGUAGACCUCUUAAAGAACCUCCAUCACAGCAACAUUGUGGGAUUUCUGGGCACCUCUCUGCGGGACCACCUGGUCAGCAUCUUCAUGGAGUAUGUCCCCGGAGGCUCCAUCGCCAGCGUGCUCCACCGCUUUGGCCCCCUUCCGGAGCGUGUCCUGGCCCUGUACACCCGUCAGAUCCUGGAGGGGGUGUCCUACCUGCACCUCAACAGGGUCAUUCACAGGGACCUGAAGGGGAACAACGUGAUGUUGAUGCCUACGGGAGUAGUCAAGCUGAUAGACUUCGGCUGCGCCCGCCGUUUGAGUUGCCUCACUCACACACACAGUCAUAGUGACCUCCUGAAAUCGGUGCACGGCACGCCCUAUUGGAUGGCGCCAGAGGUAAUCAACGAGACGGGUCACGGCAGGAAGUCGGACAUCUGGAGCGUGGGGUGCACAGUGUUUGAAAUGGCCACGGGGAAGCCGCCACUGUCACACAUGGACAAGAUGGCAGCGCUGUUCUACAUCGGGGCGAGGCGAGGCCUGAUGCCCUCGCUGCCUGACAGGUUCUCAGAGGACGCCAGGGAUUUUGUUCAAGUCUGUCUGACCAAUGACCAGAAACAGCGCCCGUCUGCAGAACAACUAUUGGACCACCCUUUCAUUCCUAACAAUGUGAUCUUAGUUUAGGACCUACACUCAAAGUUGUUAGGAAAUAGCGCCAGAAGUGCCAAUCAGGAACACCUAUCAAUCAUUUAUAUAACAUGUCCAAAUUGUAUAUUUAAAUUCCCUUUCAAAUGUAUUGCUUGAAACUUAGAUACAUUCCCUAGGCUAUUGCAAAUAAUUCCUUGAAUUUUUGGGCACCUUUGAUACAAAGAGCAUUUGUCAAACAUAUUGCAUCCAUACUUUUCAUAUAGCAUACAGUAAAUACCAAUCAUACAACAUGGGUCAUGUUUUAAGGUAGUGGUAACCGUAAGAUUUAUUUGUAGAACAAAAAAAACAAAAAUGGAUGUCACGGUUUGCAUUUGCCUUCUUGUUGAGACCAAACCACUGUAAUAAUGUCUGUGCCCAAGAAUAUAAUCACUAUCAGUACUGGGGAAAUAUACCAUCUUGGCCUCAAUACAAACUGUCUGCACACUGAAAUAAAGGACUAACCAGUCAAAGAACAGUUA